AUGGAGGGUAAAGAGACUCGUUCAAGGAAAAGGAAGCUAAAAGAUGUCGACAACAAUAUUGAGGAGCCCAUUGCUAAAAAGGUGUCUCUAAAAGUUGUUAAAAGUUUAAAUUCUAAAUCAGUCCCCUCCAAAAAAGCUACCGUUAAGGUUAACAAAGAAACCAAUAAAAAUAAAAAAAUUAAACCCGAAAUCUUUGAAAAAGUCGAUGAGACAGAUUCAGAUAAUUUUAAUAAUCCAAAUGCUGAAUGUAACUCUCAAAAUGAUUUAUAUAGCAAUAAUUGGAAUGAAGCUGAAAUGCUGGCUUAUUUUGAGAAAGUUACUCCAAGUCUUGCACAAAAAUUUAUUUCUCUUCUAUCAGAUGGCUGCACAUUGCCAUUUAUUGCAAGAUACCGUAAGGAAGCUGUAGAACAUCUAAUGCCAGAUAGGCUUCAAGAAUUGUAUGAAAGCUAUCAAAAUGUUAUCCAGUUUAAAAAGAAAGUAAAGUCAGUAUUAGACACUUUGAAGAAAUCUAACAAGCUUACAGCAGAUAUAGAACAAAGUAUAUUAAAAACUAAAACUUUAUCUGAGCUGGAUUUAGUGUAUGGGCCAUUAAAGUCACACUCCCUAUCAUUGGCUGAAAGAGCUAGGAAGUUGGGCUUAGAAUCACAUGCCAUUAGAUGUCUAAAUGGAGAUUACGUUGACUUAAGGCUUCUAUGUGAUGACAAUGAAGAGCUUGUAACAGUAGACAAAGUUGAGGCUCAUAUUACACAUAUUGUUGCUGACAUUAUAUAUAAAGAUGCAAGGGUUCUACAAGAAAUGAGAACGUUGAAACAAGAAACAAGGUUUACUAUACAAAGCAGUAGAACUAAGAGUUCAACAAAGGAAAAGAAAGAAAAUGAUAACAAAAAGUCUGACACAAAGUCAGACCCAGAGACAUACAAACUGUAUUUUGAGUGGAAAUGCCCAGUACAGUUUGUUAAGUGUUAUCAAACAUUAGCUGUAAAUAGAGGUGAAGAUGAAAAGAUACUGUCUGUAAAAGUUGUUGUUCCAGAUUGGUUUUAUAAUAAACUUGAAAGGUUCUGUUUAACAUUAUGGAAAAGUAAUCAUUGGGUUCGCAAAGGCUUGGGAGAUGCAUAUAAUAGACUUAUCAAGCCAUGGCUUUCUAGACAAAUUAGAUCAGAUCUAACUACAGCAGCUCAAAAGGAAGCUGUGAAAACAUUCACUAAUAAUCUCGAAAAGUAUUUAUUGACAGAACCCAUAAAGAAUAGGGUAAUAGGAGGUUUGGACCCUGGAUUCAAAGCGGGAUGUAAGGUCGGCAUCAUUGACAACACUGGGGCAAAAUUAGAAGCCUGUAAUAUAUAUCCAAAUUUCCACUCAAACAAUGAUCCUGCUGCCAACCAAUUAAAAGGUCUUCUAGCAAAACACAGGGUAGAAUUAAUUGGCCUCGGCAAUGGCACGGCGUGUCGGGAAACCGAGUCUUGGCUAAAAAAGCACCACAUAUCGGACGACAUACCCGUCAUCAUAGUUCCUGAACAAGGCGCUUCCAUUUACUCUAUCAGUAAGGAAGCUCAAAAGGAACACCCCAAUAUGGACCCUAAUUUGAUAUCAGCGUUAUCGAUUGCUAGAAGAGUUUUGGAUCCUUUAGGUGAAUUGAUAAAAGUGGACCCUAAAAACUUAGGCGUCGGUCUCUACCAACACGACAUUCCGCCGAAGAUGUUGGAAACCGCACUGGAUGCUACUGUGGAAAAAGUGGUCAGUCUAGUGGGCGUCGACCUUAAUACUGCGUCACACGCCAUGUUAAGACGAAUAUCAGGAUUAAACGAUGGCCGCGCGAAAAAGAUCAUGGCGCACCGUCAAGAAAAUGGUGGUUUUAAAACAAGGGCUGAAAUUCUAAAAGUGAGCGGAAUAGGAAAGAUAACCUACCAGCAAUGUGCAGGCUUUCUCAAGGUGUUAGGUGGACCUGAACCUUUAGAUUCUACCAUUAUACACCCUGAAAGUUACUCUAUUGCUAAAGCAUUCGCUAAAAAGAUUGGAGUCAACAUAAAAGAGCUAACCCAAGCACAUUUUCCUCAACAAGUCGAAAGGAAAUGUGCUAACAUCGAUACUAUAUCGAUGAGUAAGGAUUUAGACACCGAAGUUAGUACAUUGGAGCUUAUAAUAAACGCGUUCAAACAGAAAGCGUAUGAAGACAACAUGAUCACAUUCUGCAGACCUGUGUACUCUAUGACUGUACAAGCAACUAGUCAGUUGGAAAAGGGAAUGUCUUUAACUGGCGUAGUACGCAAUGUAGUGCCAUUCGGUUGCUUCGUCGACUGCGGCGUCGGAGACGACGGCCUCAUACACACCAGCAACAUGGGCAAUGCUCUACUGAAGCUGGGCGAUCGAGUCGCUGUCACACUCAUAUCUACACCACGACCAAAGAAAAUACAGUUAAAGUUAGAAAAAAUACUUGAU
Molecule: messenger RNA, 2433 nt
Organism: Brenthis ino (lesser marbled fritillary)
Lineage: Eukaryota; Metazoa; Arthropoda; Insecta; Lepidoptera; Nymphalidae
Source: the annotation of a GenBank genome assembly